Molecule: messenger RNA, 1455 nt
Organism: Musa acuminata subsp. malaccensis (wild Malaysian banana)
Lineage: Eukaryota; Viridiplantae; Streptophyta; Magnoliopsida; Zingiberales; Musaceae
Product: cyclin-D2-1-like
Biological process (GO): mitotic cell cycle phase transition; regulation of cyclin-dependent protein serine/threonine kinase activity
Cellular component (GO): nucleus; cyclin-dependent protein kinase holoenzyme complex; cytoplasm
Molecular function (GO): cyclin-dependent protein serine/threonine kinase regulator activity
Source: RefSeq, a predicted model, not a curated record
UCUCUCUCUCUGUGGAGGAAGGAGAUGGAGAAGCUAUGAAGAUUCAUGUUAAGCGACCAUGCAGCUCACACACUACAAAGACUUGGGCUCCUACAGCGACCUGCUGUGCGACGAGGACGCCAGCGAGCUGGCGGACGACUCGCCGGAUCGAUCCAGGGAUGCCGAGUUCCCGGACGACUCGGACGAGUCCAUCGCCGGGUUCAUAGAGGGCGAGGCGGACUACACGCCCGGGUUCGACUACCCGGCUCGGUUCCGGUCCAACUCGCUCGACUCGACCUCCCGCCGGGAGGCAGUCGCCUGGAUUCUCAAGGUGAGUGCAUACUACCGUUUUCAAGAUCUAACGUCGUACCUCGCCGUCAACUACAUGGACCGGUUCCUUGCUUCUCACCGUUUACCGCAAAAUGUGUGGGCUCUGCAACUCUUAUCAGUGGCUUCCCUGUCGCUGGCUGCAAAGAUGGAGGAGACAUUAGUGCCUACCCUUUUGGAUUUGCAGAUUGAAGGCGCCGAGUUCGUCUUCGAGCCUCGAACGAUACGAAGGAUGGAGCUGCUUGUGCUCGGCGCCUUGGAUUGGAGGCUUCGAUCUGUAACGCCCUUCACUUACAUGGAUUUUUUCGCCUGCAAACUCGAUCCAUCAGGGAAAUCUGCAACGUAUUUGAUUUCAUGUGCCUCGAGCAUUAUAUUAGCAACAUUGCAUGAUAUCGAGUUCUUGAGUCACUGCCCAUCGUCGCUUGCUGCAGCAGCCAUUAUUCGUGCAGCUGAGGAUGUUGCAGAUCUAGCUUUGAUCGAUGCAGGGAUUGCAGUGUCAUGGUGCAUUGGACUAACCGAGGAUGGGAUUGGCAACUGCUACAGAUUGAUGCGAAGAGUUGCAGAGGGUGCUAUGUUGAAGAACCCUCUGGUCAACAUGGGGUCAAGGUUCUCACCUGCUUCUCUCCCCCCUGCUAAAAGAAGAAGAAAGAUGAGCAUAGGUGGGAGGAUAAGCUAAGCUUGCUUAUUGGUCUUUGUUCAGAUUCCUCAGUAUUUAGAGAGGAGAUUAGGUUUAUUCAACAGUGUGUGUAGGAUUUGGCUAUUUGUGAAAGCCAUGAUUGAAUGCAGAGAGUUGCAGAUUCCCAAUGGAGGGGGAUCUGCCAUUCUUCUUCUUUAUGGUGGAGUGUGUGCUUGUUGUUAGUGGAAGCGAGUGGGGGCUAUUGACAUCAAUGCCUGCAUUCAGUGAGCCAGAUGGUGUGUCUUUUUAGGGCCAUCGGAAGAAAUGAGAUGACACUCAAUUCGAGCAGCUUCAACUCUCAAAACGUUCCACAGCUUUCUGGUCAACCGGUCAACAUUCUCCCUAACCUCAUCAAUGUGUCUUCCAUGGACACAUGCUGUGUUUUCUUAUUGUAUUGAUUCACCUUAGUUUAUGUUGUGUGAUUUGAGUGUCACGCAUAGCAGUCAAAAGAUGAGACAGCUAUCAGAUUUCAG